GUAAAACUAAAUGUAUAACAUAAAACAAGUGUGAUUUAGUUCUGUACAUUAUAUUUAUGUUAUGGUGAAAGAUAACUUAUUGCAACAAUAAUAUGUUUAAUAUGAUGGUAUGGACAAUUAUUACAAAUAACAGGUAACACCUUUUGAUGUGGCCUUAUUGUAUGAGUGUAUGAAUGGUAUUUAAAUGCAAGAUACAGAUAGAUGUUAAAACUGGUAUGUUAUUAAAUGCAUUUGACAAAACUCUUAUACACAUGUAUAUAGUAUUUUGACUGAAUCAUCACAAGACAAGUGUCCUGUUGUACACAUAUACCUUUAUCAUAAUGUCAUACUUAAGAAAAAUCAUGCAGUCCACAAUACAGAAACGACAUAUUUUGAUAGCUAUAUUGAUCUUAGUUGUACUGAUCAUCAUAUUACAAUUUGGUGGUCCACAUUACUGUAGAUACAUUGACAUAAAGAAGAAGAUUGAAUACAUCUGUAUUGAAGAUCCUGAUACUCAAAAUAAAACAGGACUAGAAGAUGUCAAACCUUUACCUCUAGUUUAUCAAAACAACUACUUUAUAGAUAAAAAUUCAGGUGGAAAAGUUCAGGCCAAAAAACUUUAUAGACCAUCAACAAGAAAUGAUUUAGACUUCACUGCAGCUGAAAAGAGCCGCAUACAUUCAUGCGUUAACAAUUUCAAAAGUGAUUGGAAGAAGGGCCAAAGUGAUUUCUGGGAUGGAGAUGAACAGUAUGUAAGACGCACCCAUCACAAUUAUCUCAUUCCUGGGGACAAUGUUAUGAUUGAAGUAGGGGGAAAUGUUGGCGAGGAUGCUCAAUAUUACUUAGACACAUACAAGCCAAAGCAUUAUAUCAUGUUAGAACCUUUAAAACUGUUAUACCGAAAACUUCAACAACGAUUUAAAAAUUACACGAAUGCAAUUACAUAUAAUGUUGGACUUGGUAAAAGAAAUGAAAAAUUUAUGAUAAAAAUGGAAGGUAAUGUUGGUGAUGCUUCUUCACCAUUUUUUGGUUCCGGCGAAGGAACCUGUUCUCUCAAGGUUAUAAAUGCAAUUGAUUUUUUCAGUGCACUUGGUGUUGGUAACUUCAAGGUUGAUCUGAUUACCAUAAACUGUGAGGGUUGUGAAUAUGAUUUGUUGGAGACAAUUUUAUCUACAGACCUUGUGUAUCACUUUAAACAUAUCCAAUUUGGUACUCAUCCAACGCUGAAAAACCUUGCUGAUCCUGUCAGAAGAUAUUGCCAAAUACAAGAAAGGUUGAGUAGGACCCACAAGUUAACUUAUCAAUAUAAGUUUACAUGGGAAACCUGGAAGUUAAAAGAUAUUUAGUCUAUGUACAUUCCAUUGUUAAAGUUAUCUUUACAUUUAUUCAUUUUCUUCAUACAACUGAGUAUUCUACAAAUGACAGAUCUGUGAGACAUGUACAUGUGCUUUUUUAAUUAUAAGUCUGUAUUAAUAUUAAUGAUACAAAAAACAUAAUGCAUUAUCAUAUAUAUCAAUUCUACAGAUAUAUAAUUUUGUUAUCCAUUACCAAGUAACUGUUAGGCAUGCAAAGUGAAAUAGGAAAUGGUUCUUCUCAUAUUGCCUCAUGAUGGAAGAAAAUGAGAGUCACAAAGAAUUGCACUAGAGAUGAUGGAGUUAUUUCCCUUUACAGAAUUGUCAUGAAUCAUUCCAUAUAUUAUUUAAUUUCCAACCAACAAUUUAUUUCCCUUUUACAGAAUUGUCAAAGAGCAUGUCAUCUAUCAUAGAGAUGGAUAUUAGCUUUUGAUAUACUAAACACAAUUAUUUGUAUGCUUUCCACCUUUGAAUCACCUGUUUUGUAACUUUUACAUGGUGUGGUACUUGCUCAUUAAUGUAACGUUCCUUUUAAAGUCAAACAUAUUUAAUAUUUCUUUGGAUAUAUAUUCGUUUAAAUCUUUUUUAUACUUAUCCAUUCAUAUUUUACAUUUCAUUUUAAGGUAAAUGAAAAUAGCUUUAACCCAGUCACAUUAGAUUACUUUCAGAUCAUUUUUCAAGAUGCAUUAUAAUAAUGUCCAUCUGAUAUUCAGUUUACACAUUUUAAUGUUUUCAUGGUAUUUUUUUUAGUGCAAUUAGGGACAUACAAGUACAACUUUUAUUUGUGUUAAUAUUUUAUGUUUUAUCAUACUGUUGUCAUGGUUAUAUUUUAUGUUUACAAAUUAGUCCGCUUUUACAGAUGUCAGCAUUAAAGGUUGCAUUUAUUUUGUAUUUUAUUGUAGGUUUUACUGUUUGUCAUGCAUUAAUUUUGUUGUUAAUUUACUGAGACAUUAUAAAUACAGCAUGUUUGUGCAUAAAAGUUAAUAGAUAGGUAGGUCAUAAGAACGUUGUCUUAGUUAAGUUAUAUGUUUGAACAUUUGUAUGGAUAUAUACUUGAAUGAUUUAUCUGACCUUAUUUUGUUUAUUUAAACAAUGAAAAUACCUGUGUAUUAUAAAACGCACAUUAUUUAGUAGAUUGGGAAACUGUUUAAUUCAAAAUAAUAGGGUUAAAGACUGUACAAAGAUAUACUUGGUUUACCAGUUUUACAAAAUUGUAUAUUUGUGUUUUAUCAUACUUGUAAAAAUCUGACCAGUUGCAACAAUACAGUGAGUUGUGUAUAAAUCUAUCUAACAAAUUUGGUUAUGACAGUGGGAAACAAUUCACAAUAUAAAUUGAAAAUAAUCUCAUUAGCCUUUUUGGUUAAGAAAAGAUAUGAAAAUUUGUUUUUUGUUAUUAAUCAUGUCAUGCAUAUGAAUGCCCUAAUUUCACCCUGUAGCGUCAAUUGUUAUUUGAGUA
Mytilus trossulus (common blue mussel) is the source of this 2787-nucleotide messenger RNA. RefSeq lists its product as uncharacterized. Lineage: Eukaryota; Metazoa; Mollusca; Bivalvia; Mytilida; Mytilidae. The record is from RefSeq and is a predicted model, not a curated record. The transcript has 3 exons. Bases 321 to 1325 code for a protein of 334 amino acids.